UGGCACAAUCACGCUCUCGCCUAGCGCAGAAGCUCCGCCCGCCGAUCCGCCGGCCACGCUCCCGCCGCAUGUCGCAAGGCAAGGGAGCCAAGAGGCCGAUCGUGCACCAAAAUCGUCAAUCGUCGCGCAGGGUGGAGAAGGCACCCGACUGACGUCAGAGCGGCCCCCCCACUGGCCUCGGGCUCUGGCUCUGGCUGGAGAGUGAUGGCCUGUAAAAAGGCAAGCCACCCGCUCCUCAAUUUCCUCCCAUCAUCCCAUCCACUAUCGCCAUCACUCCCGCCACCACACCCCACCGUCACCGUCACAAUGAACGAGCGCGCGAUCCGCAUCACCCACGGCAUCAUCUUCCUCUUGGUGUUCCUUGUCGGCAUCAUCACCCUAGGCAUCUCGGGUUAUCUCGUCGGAUACUACAACAAGAACGGGUACCCGCCGCAGCACAAUGCCGCGUACCGUGACCGUAUCCGCAUCACGCUCGUCGCGUCGGUCUGGACAUGUGUCUUUGCGCUGUUCCUCGGCAUCGGAUUCCAGGUCGCGGGCCAUUCGCUCUUCAUGGGCAUCCUGACGCACCUGAUCCCCAUGUCCAUCGCAUUCCUCCUGUACCUCAUCGGUGUGUCCUCGCUCACCGCACUCAUCUCCAAGGUCUCGUGCGACGACCCGCGCCAGGACUUUGCCAAGUGCCAAUCGGUGUGGAGCCUCAUGGGUGCUGGCUGGGCCGAAACGAUCCUCGUCUUCAUCGCCCUCGUCUUCAUCAUCGGCAUCGCGUUCAAGGCGCGCGCAUGGGGCGGUGUCCGCCGCCAGACCAUGUACGUCGACUAAGCGAGAGCCGCCGUACGCGUACACGAUUCAGAGUAGCAGAUCUUCUUGGAUAGCAGCUAGACACGCCCUUAGUUACAGCCGUAUAAUGUUAAUGUGAUCCAUGAAAUCUUGCCAUAUAGA
This is a messenger RNA of Cutaneotrichosporon oleaginosum, 936 nucleotides long. RefSeq lists its product as uncharacterized. The record is from RefSeq and is a predicted model, not a curated record. NCBI's taxonomy places the organism in Eukaryota, Fungi, Basidiomycota, Tremellomycetes, Trichosporonales, Trichosporonaceae.